Kwoniella shivajii is the source of this 1458-nucleotide messenger RNA. RefSeq lists its product as uncharacterized. NCBI's taxonomy places the organism in Eukaryota, Fungi, Basidiomycota, Tremellomycetes, Tremellales, Cryptococcaceae. The record is from RefSeq and is a predicted model, not a curated record. The transcript is spliced from 5 exons. Gene Ontology annotation, molecular function: oxidoreductase activity. Gene Ontology annotation, cellular component: cytoplasm. The coding region runs from base 1 to 1458 and encodes 485 amino acids.
AUGCCUGAAAACGACUUACUACCAGUGACAAAUCGUCUCGAACCGUUCUGGCUCACAGAGCGAGAUCCAGUGCUACAGAAUGCUCGAACGACGCCCGAGCUACCGCGAUCAGCGGAUGUUGUGGUCGUUGGUUCCGGCCUGACCGGUGCAAUGACAUGCUAUCACUUAUACUCGCAAGCACAGCAGAUGGGCAGGAAAAUCAAUGUAGUCUUACUCGAAGCAGAUGAAGUCUGUAGUGGAGCGACUGCAAGGAAUGGUGGUCAUUGCAAACCAAUUCCAUUUAUCGGAUAUCGUGCUGAAGCAGCCAAACAUGGUCCAAAGAUUGCCAAUCAUCUUCUCACUUUUGAAGCGGCUGCAUUGAAGCAGUAUGCAGACCUUGUCGCUAAAGAAGACAUCAGUUGUGACAUGCACGUUACACGAGCAGUCGACGUGUGCUUCAAGCAAGAAGACGCCGCAGCCGCCCAAAAGGAUUAUGAAGCCAGAAAGGCUGCCUUUCCAGAAGAUGUCGGUGGCCAAGAUAUCAGGACAAUAAAGGACCCACAAGAGCUGGAAGCUUUGACCGGUGUCAAGGGCGGUCAUUACGGAGCAAGCUACCCUGCCGGUCACCUUUGGCCAUAUAAACUGGCUACUUCGCAGUCACAAUCACAUGCUGGUCAGUGGGAAAUCAAAACUUCUCGAGGAAGCAUCACCACAUCUCAAGUGAUCGUAGCAUCGAACGCAUAUACUUCUGGUUUCCUUCCUGAAUUCAAGGACCUCAUCUUCCCGGUCCGAGGCACAGCCUGUUCCAUCACUCCUGCGCCAUCACAUUCCCCUGGUUCUCUUCCUGGUCCCAUCAAAUACACUUAUGGAUUCCGACAUGGACCUGGAGAGGUUGAUUACAUGAUUCCUCGACAAGGCAGAGGGAGGGUACCAGGUCUCGGAGAUAGGAGUAUCAUAUUGGGUGGAGCUAAAGGAUGUUUCUUGAAGGAUUUGAACCAGUGGUAUGACAACAAGCAGGAUGAUGAGCACAUGCCAGGAGCUAAGCAGUAUUUCGAGGGUUUCAUGAAGAAACACUUCAUAGGCUGGAAUGGGAACGAACACGGGAAUGUUGAUUAUGUUUGGUCAGGUAUUCUGGGAUACUCGGCAGACCUUCUACCCUUUGUGGGUGAGGUUCCAGAUAAGCCCGGUGUAUUUGUGUGUGCUGGAUUUACAGGGCAUGGUAUGCCAAGAAUUCCUGGAUGUACCGCUGCCAUCGCAGCACUUGCGGCAUCGCGUAUCAAGAACGGCUUCAUUACCGCCCCAGAUCAAAAGGCUUUUGAAGAUUCUCUACCCCCGCCGUAUUGGCUCACUCGCGAGCGAUAUACUUCUAAAGUCAAUUUGAUCAAGGCUGCGAUGGGUCAGGGGGACAAGACAAAAGGUGCUUUGCAGAACUCCGAUGAAGCUGUAUUAGCAGGUAGAGCCGUGCGUGCCAAGUUGUAG